AUGAAAAACCAACACAAGGCUGUUCAAUCUUCAGUAAAGAGCAGAUCCUUUACAAUUGAUUUUGAUCAUAACUUUCUUAAAAAUGGACAACCGUUCAGAUACAUUUCUGGUAGUAUGCAUUACAGUCGUGUGCCAUCUUACUAUUGGAAAGACAGACUUAUAAAGCUCCGUUUUGCAGGUUUAAAUGCAGUCCAGACCUAUGUUCCUUGGAACUUUCAUGAACCUUUCCUGGUUUGUACAAUUUUGAUGGUGAUCAUGAUCUUGUUAAAGUUCAUCUCUAUUGCACAAGAAGUCGGGGAUUAUGAACCUCAUGGUCCUCUUGUAAAUCUGAGUUCUCAUACUGGUUGGCUAGAUCAUUGGGGUGGAACCACAUCAAAGAGGGAUGGACAACAAUUUGCAGCAUCUCUUGAUAAAGUACUCCAACUUAAUGCUUCUGUCAACAUGUACAUGUUUGAAGGAGGCACUAACUUUGGUUUUUGAAAUGGUGCUAAUGCUGGAGACUCCAGUUACUCUCCUCAACCAACAUCAUAUGAUUAUGAUUUUCCAAUGCCAUUCUCACUAUUGAUGAACUUCAUGAUCGUGCUUCAGUGUAUUGGAAUAGGCCAGUUUGUGUCGGUAUUCUCAUUCGUCAGGCUGGAAUGGACCUCUUGUGAUGUUGUCGAAAACAUGGGUCGUGUAAACUUUGGUUCUUAUAUCAAAGACUUUUCAAUGACAACUGUGUUCUUCAAAGGUAGCUUUACUAUCAAUGGUUAUCCCAACGAUACUUACUUAAGCAUGGACAAUUGGUCAAAAGGAGUUGCAUUCAUUAAUGGCUUCAAUCUUGGUCGGUGGCCUGUAAAGGGUCCACAAAAAACAUUAUAUGUCCUGGCUAGCAUUCUCAAGACUGGAGACAAUGAGCUAAUUUUGUUUGAGAUUGAUUCAGCUCCUUGUCAACAGUUUCUCUGGACACUAACUGUUUUUGUAAAGUUUGUUAACCAGCAUGAUAUUGGUAUUACAAAAUGA
Messenger RNA from Gigantopelta aegis, 1002 nucleotides. RefSeq names its product beta-galactosidase-like. Gene Ontology annotation, cellular component: vacuole. Gene Ontology annotation, biological process: carbohydrate metabolic process. Gene Ontology annotation, molecular function: beta-galactosidase activity. The record is from RefSeq and is a predicted model, not a curated record. Lineage: Eukaryota; Metazoa; Mollusca; Gastropoda; Neomphalida; Peltospiridae.